This is a messenger RNA of Penicillium brasilianum, 1764 nucleotides long. The record is from the annotation of a GenBank genome assembly. NCBI's taxonomy places the organism in Eukaryota, Fungi, Ascomycota, Eurotiomycetes, Eurotiales, Aspergillaceae.
AUGGCAUACUCCACUAACAGGCUCGAGAAGGCCCGACGGCUCUUCCCAGGCCACGCCCAAACAGUAUUUGAAUACGAAGACAGUUACCACUUGAGAAGCCGAAACAAGAGUACCACGUCUGCCGUGUCCUCUUGGAUCGACAACGACAAGGACGACGAUUACACCCCUGAGCGAAGGUCUCGCUCGAAGCGUCCGAUGAACUCUGACAGGGAGGCUCGCUCACGGGCUAGACCUGCCAAACGAGCCAGAAGCCACUCACCUACCCCUACAUCCUCACUUGAUGCAGAUAACGAAGAAGAUGCACUCUGCUCGUCGGCUCCUGUCACUCCUGAAGUUAUCUCUGGUCAGUCAAAGUGGGAAGAUUUCUGGCAACCUCAGAUCGAGCGCGAUCCCAAGAAAGCCUACUUCUUUCGAGCACGAAAGGAUGCCGCGGGUUUUCCAGGCAGUCCGGACAUCGGCCAUGACACCCAAUCGGGCCUGUCCGAAGAUAUCAAGUCACCGGCAAAAGGAUGUCUGGCUUGCCAGGAACUGAACCUGGAUUGUUCGCUCGUUGAUGAUCCGUCUCACUAUCCUUGUGGAAAUUGUCGCGAUGACCAGUGCGACUGCAUUCCGGAUCCACCGCCUAUCUGGAAACGGCCGUGUGAACCGUGUAAGAGCAGACGUCGUUCAAAAUGCUCGUAUCUCUCUGGUGAAUAUGAUCAUAGCCAGCCUUGCUGGGAAUGUCUUCAGCAUGGUUUCCAGUGUGUUGCUGGUCCAGCCAAAUGCCAGCCCUCAGGUAAACACCUUAUCGAGAGCACGGAGACCGAGACUACGGAUGAAUACCAUGAUGAUGAGUCCCCGGAGGAGUCCAGCAGUGGACCGGAGCUGAAUUGGAAGGAAAUGUCAGAGCUACAGGAGCCCGACGGCAUCCUCCCAGCUACACCUACGGAUAUCACUCAUUCCAUUAUCAAUACAACCAUAUCGUCAACUCAGGACCCGUCGAUUCAGGAUCUCGAUGCACCCACUGGCUCUCGGCUGCCGCCAGGCUCUAUUCCUACAUUUGAUUACCUUUCGUCGAAUCCCUACGGGACAUCUUACCGAAUUUGGACCUACUAUCCACACCCUCUCACCAUCAUGAGUCCGAACACGGACUUAUCUUGCCAUUGGUGCUCCAACUUCGCAUACGGGAUUGUUGGACUUGGUGCUCGGAACACGGACAUUCUAGACUUUGAGACAGGGCGGUUGAUCGAGCUUAGCGAUGGACACCGAGGGGAAGCAAAAGAACCGAGUCGAAUGUGCUGGGAUUGUGCCCGCGACAGACUGCAGAUCAUGCAAUGUAGUCACGAUGUUAUUGCUCCUCUGUUGAACCACAUGAGCCCACAUAUUCCGUACAAUACCUCGGGAGCAUAUUAUCACCUUGCUCGGGCUCGGGCUGCUCUGCAGGAACCAUCAUCUCAAUUCUAUGGCCAACCAUUCCCAGAGGCUCCUCAACCAUGGUGCAGUCUUUGCCAGGAGCCUGCUUUCUGGUCUUGCGACAGUGACCAGACUGUCCAAGUUAGCUUCCAAGGCUCUUUCCAGAAUGUGACCCCUAUUGACAUUGGCUGCAGCCUGUUCCUCUGUGAUUACUGCGCUCACUAUGUCAAGCGGUUCCAGGGUGACCUUGAUCGAGUUGUGUCACGGGGCAGGCACAAUCCAGACAACAGAACCGAGUUCCGUACUGAUGUGGAUUAUAUCCUCAAGCACUCGAAUGAGAACUACCUGCGUCGCCAGGUCUACAAGCAUUAG